AUGCAAGAGAACAACAUUGACCAGCCACCGUCACUGUCUCAGCUCUUAAGAGAGAGCUACCUGGCAGAGGCCCGAGCCCAGCAGCGCCACAGCGAGAUGAGCCGCUCAGAUGCUUCCUCCACACGUCUUCAGAUCUACGGGUCACUCAAAGGCAAAGCUGAGGACUCUGUGGGCCACAAUGACCCCCAGUUACCAGACCUCUCAGCCUUCCUCAGCCAGGAGGAGUUGGAUAAGAGCGUGAACCUGGCUCGCCAGGCCAUCGGACAUGAGCCUCAUGAGGAGAGAGCAGAGGUCAAGGCCUCUGUAGCACCAUUAACCCCCUCUAACAUCUCCUCCGUCUCAGUUUCUUCCUCUACACCCCCUUCUGUUCCCCUUGCUAACCCCUCUCCCGCUCCUCUUGCUGCCCCCGCCACUGUGGCCUUCCCCCAGCCAGCCCCUGAGAUCAAAGAACUGCCAGCAGCACACACAACAUUCACAUCAGACAGAAAGAUGCAUAAAGCCUCCACACGGCAGGACCACAUGAUCAGGAACAGCAGGGACUCCAGUGAAGAAUUCAAUGAUGUUAACAGGUCAGCGAGGAACGCCCCGUACGGGAUGGAGACCCAGUCCAAGAAGGAGUUCCUCAACAAGGCAGCGGACUUCAUUGAGGAGCUCUCCUCUCUCUUCAAGGCCAACAGCUCCAAACGGAUACGACCAAGAACGUGCAAAACUCACAGGAGUAGGGUCCAGAACAAGAGCCAGAACGAUGAGGUAGUUUAUCCCCUCAGCUCAGACGACAGGGAGCGCGCUGUCAUGCCCGUUGAGGUGGAGAUGGAGAGACCCAGCCUUGCUGUCAGCCACCAACCAGAGGUCCAGCUGGACUCUGGGGCUGGGCACGUGGAGUUUCAGGACUGCAGGAUUACUGAAGAGCAGCCGUACGACUGUGUUUCCCAGGAGGUUGAGGAGGAGGAUGAAAGCUGUGCCUUGACAGAACCUCCCUACCCAGCAGAGCCUGUGUGCGAGCCUCCUCAUUUCAUCCAGAAACUGAAAAGCAGGGAGGUUCCAGAGGGAAGCAAGGUCCAGUUAGACUGCAUUGUAAGAGGACUCCCUGUGCCUGAAGUCCGGUGGUUUUGUGAAGGCAAAGAGUUGGAGAACAGCCCAGACAUUCAGAUCAUCACCAACGGAGAGCUUCACUCUCUGAUCAUCGCAGAGGCAUUCGAGGAAGAUACCGGACGCUACUCCUGCUUUGCAUCUAAUUUCUAUGGUACCGACUCCACGUCAGCUGAGAUCUACGUAGAAGGUGCUUCCUCUUCGGAUUCUGAGGGCGAGCAGCACUUUGAACAUGUAGCCCAGCUGCAGCUGAAAACCCAAGAGUCAUCUCCAACUUCACCUCCAUCAUCAGACCAAACCUUCUCUGCAGAAGAGGAAGAGCUUCUGUCACCUCAACCUGCAGCAGCCACAGAGGAACAAGCGGAAGAUCCCUCCUUACCAUCAACUGAUCCAACUCCUCUACUGGUCCAGACGACCACCACAGUACUCUCUGUCCCAGACGUCUCAAAAGUCUCUGUGGUGUCCCCGGCGCAGCCUGCUCAGCCUGCUCAGCCUGCUCAGGAGCAGUUGACUGUGUUGCCUGAACAGGCGUUUCCUACUUUGUCACAAGGCGACACAGAACUUUCAGAGUCCCAGGAAGAGUCAGCAUCUGACCCAGGCACAUCCACACCACGGCAGGUAGCUACGGCGAUAGCUACAUCUCUGCCUUUGAAUCCAGUGGUUUCACCUGUGCUUCCUGUCCAGGAAGCUCCGACACAAACACCCCAACCUGAGAGUCAAACGUCCAACCUCAACUACCUACAGGGAUUAAACGGGCAACCCAUCAUGGCUGCCCCUGUAUUCACAAAGAGCCUGCAGGAGCUCUUUGCGUCAGAAGGCCAGCUGGUGGUGCUAGAGUGCCGUGUGAAGGGGGCACCGUCACCCAGAGUGGACUGGUACAGGGAGGGGAAAAUCAUAGAGGACUCUCCUGACUUCAGGGUCCUGCAGAAAAAGCCCAGAUCUCCAGCUGAAUCAGAGGAAAUAUGCACUUUGGUCAUUGCUGAGGUCUUUCCGGAAGAUUCGGGGGUGUUUACUUGUACAGCAAGCAACAAGUAUGGGACUGUGUCCAGCACUGCUGCACUGAGGGUCAGAGGCAAUGGCAGAAACAGCAACCAGGUGAGGCCUUUCAACAGUUUAACAAUGGAGCCCAGUCGAAUCCAGGAGCCGUCCCCAUCAGCCCCCACCGUAAACCCUCAACCAGAGGUUACUGUGACCAACAGCAUCAAGCCCCACUCCAGCACCAUCCGCCUAGACCCGCUCGUCUCCAGCACCUUACGCCUGGACCCCUUAAACACCAGCACCCUCCGUCUGGCCCCCCACAGCUCCAGCAUGUUGCGACCAGACCCCCUUCGCACCAGCCUGCCCAGUCUGGAACCCUCCAGCCUGAGCAGCAGCAGCAGCAGCAGCAGCAGCAGCAGCUCCUUCCUGAACUCUCGCAGCACCAGCACUCCGAACUUAGAUCCUCUUCACCUCCGCCAGGAGCCUCCUGGAUCCAGUGGAGCACGUCCAGAACCACAGAGCAGCGGGCAGGUGCUCUCAUUCCCAAAACCCUUCACUGCUCUAUCUGCAACGGAGACCUCAGCUGAGCAGGAAGUAUCCAGACAUGUGCUGACAUCGCCCGACAUGAGCGCUAAAGUUAAGGGGACCCCGAGCCAUCAGAACGGGCACCCCGUAGUGGUGCCACUCCCCGAUCCUCCUCCCAACUCCUGCCUCAAGACAGGCACUAUGACAAACCACAAAGACUCACGCUCCAGCUCCAGAGUCGGUCUGCGUGUGCACUUCAAACUGCCCGAGGAUGAAGAGGAUGAACAAAGUGACGCAUCCAGUGAGUGUGAUGAAGACAUCACUGACGCAUCAGCUAACAAAGAACCACCGCCGGUGCUGGCUAAACCCAAACUGGACCCAGCCCAGCUCCAGCUUCUGCACAACCAAGUCCUCAUGGAGCAGCAGCAGGAGACUGAACCUCCGACCCAAACCCACGUCCAGCCUCAGUCCCACCCCCCAUUCCAGAUCCAGAUCCAGCACGAGGUCCAAAGCUCCCACGAAGGUCCGCUGUGGUCGUCCAGAAUGCAACGUGAACCCCAUCCACCACCUUUCCAGCCCUACCUUAACACCACGACUCCCCCUCAGCAGACACCCCGCUCCACUGCGCCUCCGCUGACCACCACCCCCCCUGCUCCCUCACUGAGCUCCGCUCCAGCGCUCAACGCCACCUUGUCACCUCUUCUCAACACUUCUCCUGCCCCUCCUUUCAGCUCCCCUCCUUCUAUCCCUCAGUUCAAGACCUCCUCACUGGUGACCUCUCCUCCACCUGCUCCACAGCUGAACACAGCGCCUCCUUUCAGUGCAGCUCCUAUAACCCAGAUGAACACCAUCCAUGCCUCCCAUUUCAACCUGUCCCCUGCAGCUCUUGCCAAAAGUGCACCCACUUUCCAGUUCUCCUCUCCUCCUGCACCAAAGCUCAAUACAGUCCCCACAGAUUCAACCCCGGCCUUACAGCAGGUCACCUCUCCUGCUGCUCUGCUGAGAAGCACCCACGCCUCCCUCAUGAACCUCACCGCCUCCUCCUUCACCUUCAACUACACCCGGCCUAAGGAGUUCAUAGCUGCUCAGACCUUCUCACCAGUCAGGAGUCCUUCCCCGACUGAAUCCCCAGUGCCCCUGCUCCAUGAGUUGGCCGCUGAGCUCAACUCCUCAGCAGCCAGCUCCCCGACUCUCCCGCCAUUUCCCCCACCAAUCAGGAACAUCCCCACAAGGGUGCUGAUGUCUCCCACCAGCCCUCCUUCCCUCGUGUCCUCGCCCACACCGGGAUCAGCGCAGUUCCUGAACAGCACCUUCGCCGUACGAGCCCAGUCGCCUCCCCAGGCCUCUUCUCCCACCUCCAGCAGCUCCACCCCCAGCCCCAUUCAAAACCCUGUGGCCUUCCUCAGCUCCGUCCUGCCGUCCCUGACCCCGAGUCAUCCCACAAACUCAAUGGGAUUGCCCAAGGGAGCUCCUUUAGGGCUACAAAAGAAGGUACCCAAGGUGCGCCUCCCCUCAAUUGAAGACAUUCGUGAGAGCAAAGAAAUCCUCCUCCAUGACAUCGAGAAAAAGCUUCAAUUUAAAGACGAAACUCCACAUUUUGCAUAUCAACAGAAGCUGAGUAAUGAGGGGAAAACAGCGAGCAGACCGCUUGGACCAAACAUUCCUGCUACUGUCAUUAACUAUGAUGAGGAGUACAAAGUGUCCAGUUUUGAGCAGAGACUAAUGAGUGAGAUUGAGUUCCGUUUGGAGCGAACGCCGGUGGAGGAGUCGGACGACGAGGUGCAGCACGACGACGUCCCUACGGGAAAAUGCAUCGCGCCUAUAUUCGACAAGAAGCUGAAGAACUUCAGGGCCAUGGAAGGCGUGCCUGUCACAUUCUCAUGCAAAGUUGUGGGAAUCCCUCUUCCAAAGGUUUACUGGUUCAAGGAUGGCAAGCAGAUCUUGAGGAAGAACGUCCAUUACAAGAAGAUAAGAGAGGGCGACGGGACCUGCGCUUUACACAUAGAGUCCACAACCAAUGAUGAUGAUGGCAACUACACCAUCAUGGCAGCUAAUCCACAGGGACGAAUCAGCUGCUCGGGUCAUUUGAUCGUCCAAACAGGACCUCCCAGAAACCGACUGGCACCGAUUCACUCCCAGAGGGUGCGAACCCGCAUACAGGAAGUUGAAAGCGAGCAAACCCAGGAGCGCUUCUUCCGGCCUCACUUCCUCCAGGCUCCGGGCGACAUGCUGGCUCACGAGGGAAGACUGUGCAGACUAGACUGUAAGGUGAGUGGACUACCCAACCCAGAGCUGAUGUGGUUGGUCAACGGGAGGCCAAUCUAUCCAGACCUUUACCACAAGAUGCUGGUGCGGGAGAACGGCAUCCAUUCCCUGGUCAUCGACCCUCUGACGCAGAAUGACGGCGGCACGUACACCUGCAUUGCAAGCAACAAAGCAGGACAGAGCUCCUUUAGCCUAGAACUGAAAGUUGUGGAGAAAGAGACGAAGCACCCUCCCCAGUUUGUGGAGAAGCUUCAGAACAUGGGGAUCCCUGAGGGAACUCCAGUCAGGCUGGAGUGUCGGGUGGUGGGUAUGCCCCCCCCAGUCAUCUUCUGGAAGAAAGACAAUGACACAGUCACUAAAACUAAGCAGAGAAUCAGCAUGACCCAGGAUGCCACAGGAUACGUGUGUCUCCUCAUUCAGCCAACAACAAAAGACGAUGCUGGCUGGUACACGGUGUCAGCAAAAAAUGAGGCAGGAAUUGUGUCCUGCACCUGCAGGCUUGAUAUCUAUGCACAGUGGCAUCAGAGCAUCCCCGCACCCAUGAAGAAAGCCCCGCGCACAGGCAGCCGCUAUGCCGCUCUGACCGGCCAGGGGCUCGACAUCAAGUCAGCUUUCCCCACGUCGGACACCAGCCCCUUCCUGUUCUCCAGCUCCCCUCCUGAGUUCAUGCUGGAGAGCGAGGAGCUGUGAGCUCUCUGCAAUCACUCCGGCAUGGUGACCCUCAGCAGCAGGAUGUCAUAAACAGUAGAGGGUUUAAAGGAGAAUGAUUAUCUGAGCAGAUUGUCAUGUGAUUUGUGUGAUGCAUUUGAAGUGAUACAUUCAGAAUAGAAAGGCAAAGAAUUGCUGCGUUGAAGCUAUCAGCACCGAUAGUGGGUUUGUCACCAUUCCUAUUUACUCAAGUCGUAUGAAGAGUGUUUCACAUGCAGAAAAAUGACAGAUUUGCAAAGUCUUAGCUCGUGAGCCAUCAGUGGAGUGGAAUAUUGUUCUCUGAAUGAUCUACAUGUGUUUUCUACAUCAUAUUUAGUUACUAUAGUCAGAUUGUUGCUGAAUGUAAGUGAUAACAUCUGUUCUUAAUAGUUAGUCCUAGUCUCAAAGUGGUAUUAACGCCACUUCUUUUUAUUGCAAGUUACAUGUACAGUGGCUUCAGAAAGUAUUCAGACCUCUUCACUUUUUGCACACCACUAUUUUGAAAAUUUAAUUUAAAAUGGAUAAAAUUACAAUUUUUACCAAUCUACACUCAAUAAUCUAUAAUGACAAAGUGGAAACAUUCAUUCGUCAUAGCAUUUAUCCUUCAGGGAGGCGCUGUAGCCAAUCCCAGCUGACAUUGGGGCGAGGGCGGUCUACA
Seriola dumerili (greater amberjack) is the source of this 6202-nucleotide messenger RNA. It is a transcript of the gene mypn, whose product is annotated as myopalladin-like. The record is from RefSeq and is a predicted model, not a curated record. NCBI's taxonomy places the organism in Eukaryota, Metazoa, Chordata, Actinopteri, Carangiformes, Carangidae. The coding region runs from base 1 to 5547 and encodes 1848 amino acids. The transcript has 20 exons.